AUGUUUUCUGCAAAUAAGAAUGAUGAACCUGGUGAAAAAACUGCCCUUCAAGGCCAAAUUAAGCAUUUGAAAGAGAAAGUGAACUCGCUUCAAAAUGAACUUAAUCGUGCAGAGACAGAUUAUAAAACCAAACUGGAGCAGCAGCGUAAAAUAUUUGAUGCGGAAAAAACCGGUCUGAAAGAGAAGUUAAUCCUUCAUGAGAAUGAAUAUAAAUCAAAAUUAUUCGCGCUGGAACAGCAAGUUGUUAAACAGAGGGAACGAGCCAUGGCUAUGGUUCAAGAGAAAGAACAGGAAAUCCACAAUCUCAAGGACAGUAUGAAUUUCAUCAUUCCAGCAUCUUAUUCUCAAUCCAAGAAGGGACGUACGACUUCGCAGUCGUCAGACACAAAGAGUUCUGUGGAUGAAGAUGUACACGAGUCAAGUUUGAGUGGCAUCACCUCCACGAAUGAUAGCCCUCAUAUGUUACAUUAUGCACAUGAGCUUGCAAGAAGAGAUGUCGAUAUAUCAAAACUGAGACAGGCCAAACACAAACUAGAAAUGACUGUGAGAGAUCUACAACGCAUUGUUGCGGCAGAAAGGGACCAAUUUUCGCAAGAUAUUAUGAAACUAAAGGAGGAAGUUUCAAGGUUGGAAAGGUGUAAGUCAAGAGAAAGUGCCAAUUUGGAGUACCUGAAAAAUGUGAUCCUCAGCUACUUAACCUCCACAAAUUCUAGUCAAAGGCUUCACAUGCUGAACGCCAUCGCAUUUGUUUUGAAAUUCUCGGACAGUGAAACAAAACGUGCCCUGAUGCACAUAAACAAAUCCACAGUUACAUGA
Messenger RNA from Bemisia tabaci, 816 nucleotides. NCBI's taxonomy places the organism in Eukaryota, Metazoa, Arthropoda, Insecta, Hemiptera, Aleyrodidae. The record is from RefSeq and is a predicted model, not a curated record.